AAUCCAAAACAAAUUUACCAAACCCAAUUCAACCUCACAUAAAAACCAAAAAAUAGAAGAAACCUUUCCUCACCUAACAAGCAAAACGAAAGAAAGAAAAGAAAACCCCAUUGCAGUCGAAUCAGAAAAAAUCAAAUUAAGAUAUAAAGAUCUCGUUUUUAUCUAAUUCCAAUUCAGCUCAAUUCAAUUCAAUUCAAUUAUCUGUGGCAAUGUCAGGUGUAUCACUGAAGUGUGGUGAUUGUGGAACUCUCUUCAAAUCUGUAGAAGAAGCACAGGAACACGCCGAAGUUUCUUCCCAUGCUAACUUCAAUGAGUCCAUUGAAGCCGUCCUUAAUCUCGUCUGCACCGCUUGUGGCAAGCCUUGUCGCUCCAAAACGGAGAGUGAUCUUCACACCAAAAGAACUGGGCACACUGAGUUUACGGACAAGACAGCAGAGGCAGUGAAGCCAAUCAGCUUGGAGGCGCCAAAGGCAAAGGCUGAUGAUGAUGAAGACAUGGAAGAGGGUGGUCAUGACAGUGGUACUGAAAUGGUUGUUCCUGAAGUAGACCAAAAUUUGCUAUCAGAACUCGAGACAAUGGGAUUUCCCAAAGCUAGGGCUAUCCGUGCACUCCACUUUUCUGGCAAUGCCAGCUUGGAGGCUGCUGUAAAUUGGGUUGUAGAGCAUGAAAGUGACCCAGACAUAGAUGAAACACCACUGGUACCUGCCAGUGCCAAGAAAGCUGAGGCUCCAAAGCCUUCUCUUACUCCAGAGGAAAUAAAGAAGAAACAAGAAGAGUUGAGGGAGCGUGCUCGUAAAAAGAAAGAAGAGGAAGAGAGACAAAGGGAAAGAGAGAGAGAAAAGGAAAGAAUUAGAAUUGGUAAGGAACUCUUGGAAGCAAAACGGAUGGAAGAAGAGAAUGAAAGAAAACGUAUAAUAGCAUUGCGCAAGGCCGAAAAAGCGGAAGAACAACGAGCUAGGGAGAAAAUUCGUCAGAAACUGGAAGAAGAUAAGGCCGAAAGAAGAAGGAAACUCGGUUUGCCAGCAGAAGAUCCUGCUCCCCCCAAACCUUCUACACCUGUUGUGGAGGAAAAAAAGAUCACAUUGCCUGUCAGACCAGCUACAAAGGCAGAGCGGAUGAGGGAGUGCCUGAGAACACUUAAACAGACCCACAAGGAUGAUGAGGCCAAAGUCAAGACCGCUUUCAACACACUGCUAACUUAUGCAAAGAAUGUCGCAACAAAUCCCAAUGAGGAGAAAUAUCGCAAAAUUAGGCUUAGCAAUGCUGCUUUUCAGGAUAGAAUUGGCAAGCUGCAAGGAGGCAUUGAGUUUCUUGAGCACUGUGGAUUUGAGAAAAUUGAAGGGGGUGAAUUCUUGUACCUGCCAAGAGAAAAGGUGGACAUGGCAGUUCUUAAUACUGCUGGAACUGAGUUGAACAAUGCAAUUAAAAAUCCCUUCUUUGGAGUCCUUUAAUCUUAUAAUACAUUAGUUUCAGGCAAAUACUGAAGGAUGCUUUGUCCAACUCUUCCUCCCUUAGUUUAUUCAAGGUACCUUAGUUAUAUAAACGGAAAACUGUAAAAGCUACUAUGAGGUUGAUAGAUGGAUGUUCCUUUUUGAAGGGAAGCCUUAGUGUAACUGGUAAAGUUGCUUCCAUGUGACCAGGAGAUCACGGGUUCGAGCCGUAGAAACAGCCUCUUGCAGAAAUGUAGGGUAAGACUGCGUACGACAGACACUUGUGGUCCGGUCCUUUCCCGGACCCCGCGCAUACCGGGAGCUUAGUACACCGGGCUGCCCUUUUUUCUUAACCUAUAAGUUGAAGGAUUAUGUUCAUUUUGAAACUUGACGUCCUUUUUGCAUGACUAAGAUAACAAUGGAAUAUAUGUAUGAUAAAUGUCAGGUUAAUGGUUGGAUGUAUUUCGUUUGUUUUUGAA
This is a messenger RNA of Nicotiana tabacum (common tobacco), 1909 nucleotides long. RefSeq lists its product as uncharacterized. The record is from RefSeq and is a predicted model, not a curated record. NCBI's taxonomy places the organism in Eukaryota, Viridiplantae, Streptophyta, Magnoliopsida, Solanales, Solanaceae. Gene Ontology annotation, molecular function: protein binding.